AUGGAACCUAGUUCUAUGGUCUCGAUCUGCAGAACCUCAUUCUCGUUUUGCCAUAUACAACACUCUAUUUAUCUCAUUGAAAUGGGUGGCCUGGAAGAUUCCUUUAAGGAAGAUUUUGAGAACUUUUGGUCUGAAUGUCCAUGGGAAGAGGAUUUGAAGUACGCAAAAGCUGUUUGCAAUCAGGUUGAUGUAGCACUGGAAGUUGUACAUCUGACAGAUGAAUAUUGGGACAGAGUGGUAUCUUACCUUAUUGAUGAGUAUAAAUAUGGGCGUACGCCUAACCCUGAUGUUCUUUGCAAUACAAGAAUCAAAUUCAGUGCGUUCAUGGAUGCCAUCAGUAACAUGGAUUUUGACUUUGUUGCUUCUGGACAUUAUGCAAAAGUUGUUACAGAUGAAACCAAUGAGCUUUCAUUUCUUCAGCUCUCAAAAGAUAUGGUGAAGGAUCAGACCUACUUUCUUUCAUAUCUCUCACAAGCUCAGCUUAAAAGACUAGUGCUUCCUCUUGGAUGUAUUCCAAAAGAUGAAGUCCGAAGGCUUGCCCGGAAAUUUGAUUUGCCUAACCAAGAAAGAAGGGAUUCACUGGGAAUAUGCUUUCUUGGGAAGAUUAAGUUCAGUGAAUUUGUUGGAAGACAUAUUGGUGAAAAAGAAGGUAUACUACUGGAAGCUGAAACCGGUGAUUUUUUAGGAGUCCACAGGGGCUUCUGGUUUCACACAAUUUGGUCAACGCCAAGGUAUGUUGUUUCGAAAGAUGUAAAAAAUAAUGUGGUUUUUGUAUCAAGAAACUAUUAUUCCGUUGAUAAAAAAAGGCGAUCAUUUCGUGUUGGAUCCUUUAGAUGGAUCAGCGGAUCUCCUCCUCACAACUUAAACCACUUAAGAUGCAAGGUUCGGCAUGGCCCGGUUUUCUAUGAUUGCAGUUUGGAUAUAGAAAAAGAUGGUAUUGGCACUGUCCAAUUACCUGAAGAUGAUCAGGGUUUGGCGGCUGGCCAAUUUGCAGCUUUUUAUAUACAAGAGGUUUGUGUGGGGUCAGGGGUAAUUUUGGAAUCAUGGGAUGAUAAAGGGUUUCCUGUUUGUGACAAGGCCCGUGAUAUUGCAAAAAUGAAAGAUAAAUCUAAGCUUGGUAAACCCAUCACAAUCAAACCAAAACCUCAAGAUUGUUUGAGGGAUUAG
Molecule: messenger RNA, 1167 nt
Organism: Lactuca virosa
Lineage: Eukaryota; Viridiplantae; Streptophyta; Magnoliopsida; Asterales; Asteraceae
Source: the annotation of a GenBank genome assembly